Lampris incognitus (smalleye Pacific opah) is the source of this 4946-nucleotide messenger RNA. Its product is annotated as type I phosphatidylinositol 4,5-bisphosphate 4-phosphatase-A-like. Gene Ontology annotation, biological process: phosphatidylinositol dephosphorylation. Lineage: Eukaryota; Metazoa; Chordata; Actinopteri; Lampriformes; Lampridae. Gene Ontology annotation, molecular function: phosphatidylinositol-4,5-bisphosphate 4-phosphatase activity. The record is from RefSeq and is a predicted model, not a curated record. The coding region runs from base 203 to 994 and encodes 263 amino acids. Gene Ontology annotation, cellular component: plasma membrane; lysosomal membrane; phagocytic vesicle membrane. The transcript has 7 exons.
GUCACAUGACAAUGUUUUGUUUUUCGCUUCCUCCUCUCCGUCUUCCUGCGUCGUCGCACCGACAACCACCCCAACCGUCAGAGGACAUAGAGUAGACUCUAUAAGUGACUAUUUUGCCGUCCCUCCACCAAGACUCUACGCAGAGUUAAGGACUCCCCACCCCGGGCACAGACCGGUCCAGAGGCUCGGGGAACCGAGUAGCAUGGCGGACGGAGAACGGUCACCGCUGUUAUCCGAACGACAGGACGGCGCUAACGGCUUUUCGCCCGGUGGCAACUCGUACGGCCGUCUGGUAAAACCGCAGGGUUUUGCUCCUUUCCCCAGUUCCUCAGUGCCGGGGGAGCCUCCUCCCCCGUACUCCCCUCAGGGCAGCCCAGACAGCAGCAGCGCCCCAGUCAUCAGCUGCAGGGUUUGCCAGAGCACCAUAUCAGUAGAGGGCAAGACACACCAGCACGUGGUCAAGUGUGGCAUCUGCAACGAAGCCACGCCAAUCAAAAAUGCCCCUGUUGGCAAGAAGUAUGUGCGCUGUCCAUGUAACUGUCUGCUCAUCUGCAAGGUCACAUCGCAGAGGAUCGCCUGUCCUCGACCAUACUGUAAACGCAUUAUCAACCUGGGCCCAGUGCACAUUGGGAGAGACAGUCCUGAACCCCAACACCAACCUGUUGGAAUCAGGGUCAUCUGUGGACACUGCUCAAAUACAUUCCUGUGGACAGAGUUUUCAGACAGAACCCUGGCCAGGUGUCCACACUGCCGCAAAGUCUCUUCUAUUGGUCAACGUUACCCCAGGAGGAGGAGCCUGCUGUGCCUCCUGCUCUUCGUGGUCUUCACUGCCUCCGUUGCAGGACUCGUGGCCGGCACGUGGAAGCCUGCCCAGGAGUCUAAAGGGAUCUAUGUGUCCUGGGUGUUGAUGAUCCUACUGGCUCUCUUCACCAUGGCCAGAACCAUCUACUGGAGGUGUUUGAAAAUUAGUGACCCCAUAUCUAAUAUCACAUAGAGAGGGAGCCAGAAGAACAAAUGGGGAGGGGGGUUGAUGGAGGAGGAAAAAGGGAUUGCAAAGAGAGAGGAACUAAACUGGUGGACCAAAGGCAGUUGGAGACAGAGAGAGAGAGACCAAAGGUGAACAGGUGUAGGUGUAUGAGAAAUCUACUGCAUCACAGAGAAAGGGGAAUUGACAGAGGGAGAGAUGUAAAGAUAGGUUGAGCUGUGCUCUGGAAUUGUAAAUUAAACCCCCCCCCCCAUACCUAACCUUUUAAAUAUGGAAAGGUACAGAGGGAUGAGUGGGCAGAUGUGUCGGGGGGAUAGAGAGAGGAAGAAAGUGGUAGAGGGAGGGAUAGAUGGAGUAAGAGAGGUGCGUGUGUGUAUCUGUCAAAUUGCAUCUCUAAGGACAAGCAGGUUUUAAGAAAGAAAGAAGGGAGGAAAAAAACAAGCGCUCUUGAAUUGAAAUGCAGCUGGGACAUCUGACGUCACUCUUCCUCAGUGUGAAUCGGCUCUUGGUUUUCCCCUCUCCUUGUGUUUGCAUCACUGGGGCUCCACUUAAAAAGUUUCAUUCCAAAAUGACAAAUGUGCCAUUGGAGAAAAACCAAUGCCUAACGCGACUACUUUCAAAAUGAUGUGACGUCACACAGUUUAAACAAAGAAUGCUGCUUUGUUAUGGUGAGCAGGUAUCCCGAACCCUUACUUGAGAAACAGCUCCGUUUAUUGGCUUGAUUUCAUGUUUUGUGGCAAUACUGAAUGCUGAAAUUCUGGUGAUGGGUUUUAUUUCUUGUUUUCAACAAAAUUAAUAUGAGGCAUUUGGGGCAUGAAGUCUUAGGUUACCAUUUGAAACACAGAUUCAGCUCAUUUUCUGUUAUGGAUCUUUGAUCAUACCUGAAAUGUUAGCUCACCCAGAGUUGCCGUAGACUUCCUGAGAGUUGGAUGACAGCAAGAAGCCGUUCAUUGGGGAGGCUCUUUGUAAUGGACAAAGCUGCUUUAAAAAAGUAGGUGUCUGUAUUUUGCCAAGAGCUGGUGAGACCAGAGGUUUAUGCAAGGCAUCAAUGAGAUGGAAGUGCAUUAUGAGCUGUUGAACGUGUGGCUAAAUAAGCAUUUAAACAAACUUGCCUUGUAUCCCUUUGCCGAUACCUCAUCAGCAGGUUAUCAGUGACUUCUUACCAACAGACCAAGUGUCAAAACAUGCACAAAAUAAUGUCCCCACUUGUCUUGGUAAUCACAUGAAUCACACAGCACACAUCUAUUAUCUAUACUGUGUGUACACGAGGGAUUUGGGACGAGUAUUAAUAUAUAUUUAGGUUCACGGUGUGUUUUAAACCGGAAGAAAAAUGUGUAGUAAAUGUAAAUAGGGACACAAGGUGAUGGGUCGAAAUUGAGUGAUGGAUUUUUUUUUGUUUUUGUUUUUUUUGGAGUUUUCCCCCUUUUUCUCCCCAUUUGUACUUGGCCAAUUACCCUAUUUACCGUCCUGGUCACUGCUCCACCCCCUCUGCUGAUCCGGGGAGGGCUGCAGACUACCACAUGCCUCCUCCGAUACAUGCAGAGUCGCCAGCCGCUUCUUUUCACCUGACAGUGAGGAGUUUCACCAGGGGAACGUAGCACGUGGGAGGAUCACGCUAUUCCCCCCAGUUCCCCCUCCCCCCCGAACAGGCACCCCGACUGACUCGGGGAGGUGCUAGUGCAGCGACCAGGACACAUACCCACAUCCGGCUUCCCACCCGCAGACACGGCCAAUUGUACCUGUAGGGACGCCCGACCAAGCCGGAGGUAACGCGGGGAUUCGAACCGGCGAUCUCCGUGUUGGUAGGCAACGGAAGAGUGAAGGAUUUUUAUGAGGAGUUCUUUUUUUGUUGCUUUUGUUUAAAGGGGUAUUUCAAAUUUUCAGUAUCUGAUUUGACGUGUGACAUUAUUCGCCUAGACACAGAUUCAUCUCUAUUUUUUUUAUUUCUGAUUCAUCCUAAAUUGAAAUUCAGACCUGCCACAUUGGUAGUUGAUUUGUCACAGAUAUCGGCUGGCUGAGGCUGAGGGUACAGGGAUGCACUUUUUCACUUGAGCGUAGUCUAUUUGCACACUGGUAAUAAGCAUAGUGGUUACUAAAAGCUGCUUAAAGGUUUUUAUAUAGACACAAAAGUAAAAGUAUUGGUGCAAGCAAGUUAAAUAGCCUUCCAAACGCAGUACAAAAUGAUCUCAUCCCAAAAUAACAGAGAAAUAAACGACAGAGGUCGUGAUGACAAAGACACAAAUGGCGCUAACAUAAACUAAAACAAUGGCCACGUUUGUAAAACAAUUGGUUGUCUAAAAAUGUUGUCUAAAAAAAUGUUUGAGUGAAAAGUUGAAAUGUGAGAGAAGUAAAGGGAUUCUUUUCUUUUCUGGCAAAUUAUUUUAUAAUGGAUGACAAAUAAGACUUAGGGCAUGUUAUUAACGCCCAAAUUAGCUGACACACUCAUGCAUAGUUCAUACAAUACAUUUUUAUCUAAAUAUGAAGAGUUCGGCUCCAAAAUGGGAUGUCCCAUUUAGAAAAAAAUGUGAUCACUUUCUUACAACUGAUUAAUGGGACAAAAUGGAAACACAUGCUGAUAUAGGUAACUUAAGUCCUUGGUUAAAACAGUUUUAACUCUUAUCAUACUUGAUUUUUUUCCCUACAAAAUGGACAUAUGUUUUGGAGAGGAACUCUUCCGUAGCCAAUACUAUCCUUAAACCCAAACACACACACACACUAAGGUUGUGGGGCAUCUUUUCUUGUGAUUAACUGUAUAUAUUUAUGGACGUAUAUUAUUUUGUUCUGUACAUAAUUACCAGAGCUCUAGCUCCACCUAGUGGCUAAUUAACAUGUACUAGCUGACUGUGAAGCGUCCUGUUGCACUACAUUGUACUGAUGUACGUACUGUGUCUUGAUCAAUGCUAUACUGGAAUUUGUAUUGUUAUGUAUUUUUGUACAUUGUGAAACUAAAACAGAACUUUUAACAAGUGCCUUGGGGGCAGAUUUUUGUUAAGUGCUCAUCUAUGGUUGUUGCAAUGAUUGGAUGGCUGCAUGUCUGCAUGACUUGUGUUAUGAGAUGGUUGUUGUUGUUUUUUUAUUGUUAAUAAUAACAAUAAUCAUUAUCAUCCAUCCAUUAUCCAAACCGCUCAUCCUGCUCUCAGGGUCACAGGGAUGCUGGAGUCUAUCCCAACAGUCAUUUGACAACAGGCAGGGAGACACUCUGGACAGACCGACAGUCCAUCACAGCCCCCACACACACACACAUUCACACCUAGGGACAAUUUACUGCGGCCGAGUCACCUGACCUACAUGUCUUCGGACUGUGGGAGGAAACCGGAGCACCUGGAAGAAACCCACGCAGACACGGAGAGAACCUGCAAACUCCACACAGAGGACGACCCUCAAGGUUGGACGACCCUCAAGGUUGGACAACCCCAGGGCUCGAACCCAGGACUUUCUUGCUGUGAGGCAACCAUGCUAAACACUGCACCACCGUGCCGCCAAUAAUAAUAAUUAAUAGUAAUGUACAUUCUUAAAGUGAUAUUUAAAUAAAUGUAGGUUCUUGUUGGGCCAUUUGGUGUAAACAGUUGUAUAACAAUAUACCAAAUAGGCCUAAUUCUCAGUGUUCAAUACAACCUACAAAGUGAUCACCAGUCAGAUGAGAAAAUCAAAGCAGCUAGUUUUAACUUGGCGCUAUUUCUUUCGUAUUCACUCUGGUAAAACCAACUUGUUUAAAGUACACCUAUGCAAAUGAUACAUUUUGAAAUUCUUUUAUAAUUAUGUGCAAAUACUUCUUGACCCAGUAGCUACACUUUCCAUGUGACCGUCUCCACACUGCUUCACAUUAAGAGCAAAACGAGGUCAAGAUUGUUGUACGGAGAGAAAAAAAAACAAGUUAGCUUAUCUUGACAAUGCAAACAAGAGGAUGGGAGUGUAAAUGAAAUGUUCGGGUUUUCAAGGAUACACCCAAGUGAAGACUAAU